Molecule: messenger RNA, 1180 nt
Organism: Rosa rugosa (rugosa rose)
Lineage: Eukaryota; Viridiplantae; Streptophyta; Magnoliopsida; Rosales; Rosaceae
Exons: 4
Coding region: 319-591 (90 amino acids)
Biological process (GO): protein phosphorylation
Cellular component (GO): EKC/KEOPS complex; nucleus; cytosol
Molecular function (GO): protein serine/threonine kinase activity
Source: RefSeq, a predicted model, not a curated record
AUCAUCUUUAAUUUCCUGUUUCUCAAAAAAAUUUAGUUUAUCAUCUUCCUUAAUUUCAACCACGUCUUCUCCUCUUCUCACAAUCCCAAAACAAAUUUCAAAACCCAAAUCGUUCCCGUCGGGGAACCAUGUCAAGAAUUUGAUAUCAAACACGUCUUCUCUUCUCAAUACCCAGAGCAAUUGCACAACCCAGUUCUCAUCCCGGAUUCGUUCCCGCUGUCGCCGUCGCCGUCGCUCUCCACCACCUCCUACGUCGUCGCUCCCACCACCUCCAUUUUGGAAAGACUAGGUCAGGGAAUUUAAACCUAGUACUUUGCUAUGGAUGUUGGGGCAGAUUCUGUAGAUAGCUCCCUUGUUCUGGUGAAGCAAGGAGCUGAAGCUAGGGUUUUUGAGUCAACCUUUGUGGGAAGGAGGUCUAUUGUCAAGGAACGGUUUUCGAAGAAGUACAGGCAUCCUACUUUGGAUGCAAAACUUACACUCAGGCGCCUCAAUGCGGAGGCGAGAUGCAUGAGGAAAGCAAGACAGCUUGGGGUGCAUAUAUACUCUGGUGCUUUACAAUGUGGACACUAUGUUGCAUACCCUGACAUUUGAAUAUGUGGAGGGGCCUUCUGUUAAAGAUGUGUUUCUUGAGUUUGGGUUAGGAGGUGGUCGUGUGGCUUCAGAAAUUGUUGUUAUUUAUGAUUGGUAGAUUUUGCUUUUAUUUAUUCUCUGGGAAUAGUUGUUGAUUGUUGUUUAUGAUUUUUUGAAACUUAAGAGUUCAUGCGUUCUUUGUUCUAAGAUACGGUAAAAGGUGAUCAAGAAGAAGCUCCAGCCAAUAUGCAGUCUCCUAACCUAAAUAUGACAGAUGAUGUCGGGGUGUCUGUGAUAUAUAACUUUGUCUCAACAGGUUGAAAAACUACCAAGUGUUGACAACAGUUCCUCACAGGUUGACAAACAGCGAAUCAACAAUCUACUAAUGUACCAACCGUCGAUGAACUCUACUUUUAACUUAAGAGUAUAAGGAUGUUGAACAUUGUUAUUUUGGUUGAUUUGGCAACUUUUGGUGUAUAUUUUGUUGAGCAUGUUGCCAUUGAAAGAUGUUGGGAUCUCAAUUCUCAAUACAAGUGUAUUUGUAUGAGUGUAUUUCUAAAUUGUUACUGAUUUCCAAUUAAAUUUACACCAGUUCAUAUCUCUUAUUAUA